This is a messenger RNA of Engraulis encrasicolus (European anchovy), 4352 nucleotides long. It is a transcript of the gene ccdc3b, whose product is annotated as coiled-coil domain containing 3b. The record is from RefSeq and is a predicted model, not a curated record. The coding region runs from base 436 to 1242 and encodes 268 amino acids. The transcript is spliced from 4 exons. NCBI's taxonomy places the organism in Eukaryota, Metazoa, Chordata, Actinopteri, Clupeiformes, Engraulidae.
CGGUCUUAACACGACUGGCCGGAGAUGUAAGAGGAGGAAGGUAGGACUGGCGCAGUGUGCUAACGUGCGCCUCCGUCUCAGUGCGCGCAGAGCCAUUCCGCUCAGCCAUUGGUAACUGGGGAUGCAAAGGGAACCGCGCGUAAUACCACAUCUCCAAAUCUGUGCAGCCGUCGUGGGAACCUCACGAAAGGAGGCAGAGCUCUCCAAAUGGCACAAUGACAAACCAUCACACUCUUGCUCUUAUUUGAAGACAAAAGGGCUUGACACAUGUGCCAUCCGACUGUAACUCUCCAACGAGCUUGAGUGUGAGUAAACUUUGACGCACUGCUUGCAUGUUUCACGUUGCAGUGUAUGUCAAGGGAAUCUUUGUGGCAUACUUUGAAUAGCCCACAUAUUUUUUUCUGAAACGCACAAAGACACUGAUAACUACGAAUCAUGGAUACUAUCCUGGUUUUAAUACUUGCAACGUGCUUCGGCGGGGUUUGGAGUUGCCAGCUACCCCACGACUGGAGACCUCAGACUGAAGCGUGCAGAGCGGAGCUCGCCGAGAUCAUAGUCUUCGCCAAGGUCCUCGCCAUCCACAAGGACUCGUACAGCCUGUACAACUACUUGCCGUGGCAGUAUGAUACCGAUUUGUUUUUCUCGGCCGAAAUCGAGAUGCUCUGUGAUCAGGCGUGGGGAAGCAUGCUGGAGGUACCCGCCGGCUCCAGGUUCAAUGUGACUGGACUCGGCUACUUCCCCUGCUACUCGUACAGUGUCGUGGAGAACAAUUCAUACUACUUUUUUCUGAGGAUGGACGAGAACUACAGCAUUAUCCCCCACGGUGUCAACUUCCAGGACCCCAUCUUCCCCGACACGCCCGAGAACCACCGCAUGUUCGCUAGCCUCUUCCAGUUCGCAAACUGCACCGGUGGCACCCAGGUGCACAUGUAUACACCUGAGUGGGAGGCCCAGGAGGACAGCAGGCUGCUGUGUUCCACGGUGCAGAAGGCCCUGUUUGAGGAAGAGGAGAGGGUGAAGACACUUUCCCAGAAGGUCAAGGUGCUGGAGAAGGCCAACAACCACCUGCGGGACAAGGUGAAGAACAUGAAGCGUCUCCUGCGGCAGGCCAAGCGGGAGACCAAGGAGCAGCCCAUCCUGCUGAAGCAGCAGGCUCCCGAGGAGCCCUCCAACCCCCACCAGGACACCAACACACACCACAAGCCCUCGCUCAAGAUGCUGCCCAAGAGGCUCAAGAGCUAAACAGGCUUGGAAGGUGUCCUAUAAUAAUGGGACCUUUUAUCAUGUGAUGAUGUCAGACAUUUUUGAUUGAAUGAUUUUCAAAGCAGGUAAGAGUAAGCAUCCGGCAGCAUAGACGUUAACUUUGAACACCACUGUUUUCUAUGGAAACUGGUAGUUGUUAAUACCUGUUUCCCUUCAAAACGGAACUUGUUUGAUGCAAUUGCAAAACAAGGCUAAUUGUGGUGAUGAUAGUGAUGUGUUGCGAAUGGCCGCUAGUGCAGGGACACAUGGAAGCGAACUUAUGAGGCGAAAUUCUCCAUUCAUUGGAAGCAAGCGAACAGAACAGAGAGGGUCAAAGAGGAGCAAAGCGAUGAGAAAAAGUUGAAUCCUAUGAUUAUUUUGCUGGCGCCACAAUUCAAUCAAUUUCCUGCAAUUUGCAACCCAUUGACAGUUGAGCUGUCCGAAUGGAUUACUGAAUUUUGCCUCGUUUUGGUCAGUUCGCUUACAUGUGGCCCCGAUGUUAGUCUUGUCAACACCAGCGCCUUGUACUACACUGUGUUUUAUACAAAGGGUCUAGUUGUACAAUCACUGAUAUUACUUUCUUUGGCAGAAUAUUGUGUUUAUGAGCAAAUAUGUUGACUGCUUGUACAUUUUUAGUACAGUUUUUCAUCUGUUACCUGAUUGGUUUCUGCGAGAUGCUGAGUCAUUGUAACCACAGCCAAAGCCUUUGUCUAAAUUGCAGUUAAGUACAAUUGUCUGGUUUUGGCCAGGUUGGCACUCUCUGUACAGUAUAGACAUGGCCUACAGAUAGACAUUAAGCUGACAAUGAGUCAUCAAAUUGUUAUUGCCGUAUGUAGGUUGAGGAUGCAGAUUAGUAAAAUAAAGGGUUAAAUUAAAAAGUGACUGACAAAAAAGGUGCCGUAAAGAUGUAUGAUGCCAUUCAUUAGAAAUCCAUGUCCUCUCCAAUGAUUUUCUGGAGUUCAUUUCUGAAGUUGUUUUUUUUUGUUUAUAUGUUUGUUUGCUUGUUUUUUUUGUUUUGUUUUUGUAGCCUCAUACCAUUUGCCAGUGGAACGCUAGUGGCUGAAAAGGCUUUACUACCAUAAUGCUACAGUACUGCAACAGUAUACAGAGCGUUUGGUAAUACAGAACAUUUGCGACAUGUUCAUUGCCAUUCUGGUUAUAACAUGGGCCAUGCCUGAACAGAUAAAUAAACAUUUUAGCUACAGCACAUUUUUCACAAGCCAAAACCUUCAGAAAAAGCUUAGCAUAAUAUGCAGUAUGCCCUACACAAGUUCAAGCAUUGACAUUUCAUUAUCCACAUAACCUCACCCGGCAGAAAUAAGGUCUUUUGGAAAUGCAGGAAAUGUGAAGUGAGAUAUUUAUGGCUCACAUUACUGUUUUCUGACCACAGUUCAAGUGGAGUCUUGAAAUCGUGCAUCAUUGUGACACACCGGUAACUCAAGUCUGUUCCUCUGUGUGAAACUCAAUCCUGGGAACCCUGGUCCAGAUUGAGGCUUGAUUUGCCUGACCUAACCCCGUCCCGCCACACCCUAAACUUUCUCUCCUGCCUAGCUAUGACGUGCUAUGGGGGGCCCCAGUCCGAGAGUAUCUUACAUACCAUGUUAACCAUAAUGAGUCUUAUUAGUAGCUGACCUUCUGGGCAGGGAUGCUGACAGCUUUGGCCAGGCAAGAACAAAGUCAUCUGAAUUAGAGAUGCACCAGAUCCUGAUUUUUAGGAUCCUGCCGGAUACCAGAUCCACUGCUUAAGAUCCUGCCGGAUCCGGAACCGGAUACUACGAAAGGGUUGAAACACAUAGCCAACUCGCACACGUGGGCCCUUUUUAUUACGUGAGCGCAAACUAUUUUUAAGACUCAUUGGCUUAUAGUCGGAUAGUCGGCGGAUAGUCUGAAAAACCCUAUUAUCCUGCCGGAUCCGGAACCGGAUCUUGGAUCCUGUACAUCUCUAAUCUGAAUCGCCCCUACACCCAAUACAUAUAGUGUAAUGAGGACCCAAUUCUGGGGGGGGGGGGGGGGGGUUGGGGGAGGCUUUCCCUGGGCCCGAGGCAACUGACCACUUUGCUGACCCCCUGUCCGCUUCCUUGCCUCUGGAUGUACCUACUGAGUGUAGUGUGUUGCCCUCUGUUGAAAGGCUUAUUCAUCCUCACAUAGCGGCUGCACCCUAAUCCAUUGUGAGUCUGGUCUUUUGGCCUGCCCUGAUAUACCGUAAGUUACCACCCAGGGCACUGCAAAUGCUAGUCCCAUAUACCUCGGGUUGCAAGAAGGGAACAGUAGGCGGCUUUUGUGGUCCCGUUGUUGCAUAACAAAAUGCUUAUGCUAAGAUGGUAGUGCUUGUUGACAGAGGGGUUUUUUUCAGAGCUUGUAGUCAGGGUUGCCAGAUGAGGCUGGUGAUUUCCAGCCCAAAAAAUGCUCAACACCCUCCUAGAAGCACAAAAUCCCGCCCAAUUCUAUUGAUUUCUAUGGCAAAAAAUGGGCGGGUUUUUCUGCUAAAUGCCAUUUUUACCCACACAUGAACAUCCUAAGCAGCCCAAUUGGGUGGGAAACAGCCCAAUCUGGCAACACUGCUGUAGUGGCGAGGGAUCUUUUUUAAUGUUGUCGGGCAUUUGCUGAGGGAACGUGAAGCUAUUGUUCCACUGGCCACGACUAAUCAAGUCUAAUAUGAGUUCAGGGUCGUAGAGGGCAUCCUAGGCUUUUGGCUUUUUUUUUGUUAGUUGCGUGCAGCGGCAAAUCCCUGUUUGGCCUGCGUUUUUAUUUCGGUUUUAUAUCGGUUAUUUCAUUUACAACAUAUUACCCUGGAAUUCUAUUUACUGAGUUGCUGUUUUUUUUUUUUUUUUAAAUGUGCUCCCGACAUCAAUUUGACUCCAAAAUUGUGUGGGCUGGCUUUUUUUUAUAUCAUACUUUUACUGAGUGAAAAUUUCUUUUUAUUUGAGAAUAGGGUGCUGAGCACCUAAUAAAACCAACCACUACUCAAUGAGGCGUGCUGUGCUUUUUCAGCAUUUUCCGAUAUUGAGACUCAUUGUGCCACUUAAUACAAUGUAUUGCAUUUUGCCUUUUUAAAUGUAAGACAUUAAAAUAUUUUUCUCAUAUCCUCCUAUGUAUUCUUGUAUGGUAAA